Molecule: messenger RNA, 2171 nt
Organism: Trichobilharzia regenti
Lineage: Eukaryota; Metazoa; Platyhelminthes; Trematoda; Strigeidida; Schistosomatidae
Source: the annotation of a GenBank genome assembly
AAUACUAGAAUUUCUUCUUUCUUUAUCUAUACAAAUUCACAGUAAUGAAGAAAAUAUUAAUGAACACAUCGACACAUUCAAAUCAGUCUAAUGCAAGUCAACCAUCAUUAUUUCCGUUGGAGAAAUUUAAUAAAUCAUCAUCCAACCUGAAUAAUAUAGCCUACCAAAAAUAUAAAGUGUUCUAUGAACGUUUAUAUAAGUGUUUAUGUUAUUUGAAAACUGAAAAUUAUAAACUGCUUGAAAUGAUACGUAAUAGACAGUGUGUAAAACUUGACUACACAAAAACAUUGAACGAAUUCCUGGAUGAAUUCGCCUAUAAGGUGGCGAAUAAAAAGGAAGCAUAUGAAAAAAUGUUAAUCAGCCAAGCUAUGAAAGAAGGUCAGCAGACAUUUAUGGCAAAACGGUGGAAAGUACGCUAUUACAGCUUAAUGGAAUUAGGUUUAUUGAUAGAAAAGUUCUUGUUAAGAGAAAACAAUAAAGACUUGAAUAUGUUGCUCGUAAACAGUCAGAAAAGUGAUCAGGAGGAGAGAACAGUAGAGGCAAAAACAAAAGUCACACAGACAGAACAAAAUCUAAAAUUGAUCAGAUUUUUUGACGAGAUCUUAAAAUUACCAUGGUCCCAAAAUCAUAUAUCAGACAAGGAGAUUUUCUCUGUUGAUAAUGAUGUCAUCAUACUGAAUGAUCAUUUGUCUCCACUUCAUUCACCGAAACAAUCAGAAACAGUUGGUAUUAAUUUAAGCUGCUUAGACUUUAUUGAUUUUGACAAGGUUAGGUUAAACCAGCCAGACUGUAGUUGUGUAUCUUCUAUAUAUGAAUAUAAUGACUUUAUCAUACCUAUAUCGAGCAUUUUUAUCCAAGACUUGUUAGCCAAUCAUAAUUUGUGCACAGAAGAGAUUAAACAACAGAAUGAUAUGAAGUAUCGUUUAUUUCAUGUAUUGAAAAGAACCAAAGAACAACGGAAUCAGUUAAAGAAAUAUGUUAUGGAACAACAAGAAAAGAUACAGAUGUUGAGUAAAAAUAUCAUUGAAACAGAAAGAAUAAUAUCUACAUCACAAGCGGUUGAUAUAAACCAUCAAACAGUCAGUGGAAAGGAUAAUUUAACACCUGCCAAUGUGGUUGAUCAGUCUACCUUUCCAUACUGGAAAAGUGAAAGUGAUAAAGUAAGUGAACACGAAGAUGAGUACACUUUGCACUUGAAAUAUUUACAAAAUGAAAUUGACUAUUUGGCAUUUCGUAAACGAGAACUUCAAGGUAUGUUGUCUGAGGAAGAACAAAAAAGAAAGCUAUUGUUAAAGAAAAUGCAUAAUCUUGUCAAUACAGUACAUGUCAUAUGUCGCAUUAAACCAAAUCCUAAUAAUUACCUGCAAAUUAUAUCAGAUGACAAAAUUAUUAUACCAAAAACAAUAGUUGUUUCCACACCUAGACAGAUGGAAUACAAAAAGAGCGACAAGAAUACCGAUUCUACCAAUUAUACAAUUAAUAGUGCUAGUCAUCUACGCUGUUUUAUUUUUGACAAAGUAAUUGGACCAGAUAACAGUGAAUAUAAUGACUGGAUAAAGCAAAUAGGGACGAAUAAUGGUUUAUGGUUCAAAAAAAGUGGAAAAUCAUUUACAAUGUUUGGUACACUUAACAAUGAACAAACAACUAUGGAUGCUAAAUCUAACUUAGGUGGAGUAAUGUAUGACGUUACAAACGUAUUGCUAACGUCAAUCAACCAGAAAACAGUAGACAACUGGAGUUAUACUGUACGUGUACAAAUCCUGUCAGUGCGAGAUGACAGUGUGACAGAUAUUUUUAGAGAGAGGAAGUCAUCAAUGUUUAAUACAAUGGAAGCACGCUUUAUUGAUACCACAUUAAGAGAGAAUGACCGUAUCCAGAUUUCUUCACCGUCAUUGUGGGAAGAGUUUGAACUCAAUACAACCGAAGACCUUUAUCAUUUAGUCAAGUAUAUACAGGAAGUAGAAUAUCAGAAUAAGAAAUGUACCUCUUCGACAGAAUCAGAAUCCCAAACCAAUGGACAUUUGUUAGUCAGAUACAUGAUAAAAGGUACUAAUUCAUCUAGAGACCUGUUAACAGCUGUGGAAUCAAAUAUAAUUCUAGUGAAAUUAGCCAGCUGGGAACUGAAGAAUGAAGCCAAUAUUUGUGACAUUUUGACGCUGAACAAGAGGUAA